Messenger RNA from Coregonus sp. 'balchen', 8220 nucleotides. NCBI's taxonomy places the organism in Eukaryota, Metazoa, Chordata, Actinopteri, Salmoniformes, Salmonidae. The record is from the annotation of a GenBank genome assembly.
GUAUAAAGGAUUUUUUGUGUGUUUCUCAAUUGAAUAAAAACUGUUCCUGUGUUUCUGAAUAAAAUUAAAACAGUUUUUGUUUUCCCCCUCGUCCAGGCGGCGGCGUUAAUACUUAUUCGUUUGCCUCCCACCACCAAUGAGGCAGAGAAGAAGAAUAUGACGAAAGUGCAGGAAGUGGUUAGCUAGCUAAGAAGAGUCAGUCAAGAAAACCGAUGUACUUUCAAAGCUAAGGUAAGCAUUAACACGCAUAUUGUCAAAUAUUCCAACCCCAUCGACUAAUACAUGAAUCAUGCAUAAAUGUGGUUGUUGCAGUGUUUAGUUUUGUUAGCUUUUUGAAAUGUAAUCUCAAGAUCUUCGUAGGGUUACAGUUCCGUGUCAGCAUCGUCGCUAACGUAACGAUGGCCAGCUAACUUGUGCCAUGACUGUGAUUAUGACUUGCUUUUGAACUUGUCUUCUCAUAUUUGAGCUUCUGAUAUUAAACAGCUAGCCACUUAUGUUACCACGAGGUCAGACGGGUUUUGUUUACAGAUGUUGACAUACUGUCUGAAAUAUUGCCUAUCCAUCUACUUUGCUUGAAAUGCAUGAGGAACUUAGAUUGCCCCGCCCAUAACGGACCUGACGAGCUAGCAGCUCGCUAGGUAAUUUAUAGCCCUAUAUAGGUAAAUUACUGUAGUUUCAGACUGUAUCCACCAUGUCAACUGGCUAACGCAAAGGCAUUGAAUUGAAGAUGUUAGCUUGGUGUUGUCUCCUUUGUGGCUUUUCCCUACCUGUGGUCCCCUGAGUCAUGUACAGUCAUUAUGAAGUUUCUCAUCUCGGGCUGAUCUCAGAACAGAGCUCAGGAGACAGUUGAGGCCAAGUGGAACUGAUGACACACAUUUCAAGAAGAAGGAAACAUUCAAUCGUCUGAGAGAGAAACAUAGCCCAGUGAUUUCCACAGAAGGCAUAUUGUUCUGUGUAAUAAAACCAUUUGUGAAGAAUUGUGGAGGGGUAAUGGUCAUUGCUCUCGCUCGUAUCUCAUUUUUCUCCACUUUUCUCUCCUCCUUGUGUAGAUGUCCUGCUUCGAGAGCGAGAAGAGCAGCCUGGAGAAUGAUGAAGCGUGUUGUGGUGGGGCGGCCGCGUCACAGCUGUCCAACUGUGCGCUGGCCAUGCUGGAGAAAGAGGGCAGCGACUCGGCGCUGAGCCCCACGGAGAGUACACCCACCAGCCUACAGGGCGGCGCCCCGCUGCAAGGCUACGACGUGGAGUUCGACCCUCCGCUGGAGAGCAAGUACGAGUGCCCCAUCUGCCUCAUGGCCCUGAGGGCGGCCGUGCAGACGCCGUGCGGUCAUCGCUUCUGCCGCAGCUGCAUCGAGAAGUCCAUCCGGUAAGCCUGACUGGUACCUGUACUUACAUGAUAAUGAUAUAUUUAAAUGUUAGUUGUCUAACUUGCUGAUCCUACUUUGGAAAAUACCCUCCAGGAUUUCAAAACAAUGUUUGCUUAGUCCUUUACCCCUGCACACACGGUUAUCUCUGCAUGUUUGUCAACAUUUCGGUUGUUUAGGACAAUGAGGACAGAGAACUGAACUAUGGGGCUUUUUACUCCCAGCUCCACAAAUGAGAGACGCAGGGGUUAAAGUUUAUUUAUUUCAUUAAUCAACAUCAAUAUUACAGCAGUGCAACAUCCAUGUAAAUGUGCCAGGGUUAGCCAAGAGCUAUCAGUCGCGGUGCCAGAUUUCCGUCAUAUGGAUGACGCAUGAUGUUUAUUUUCGCUUUAAAAACCCUCCAGGCCACAGUUGAACAUCUACAACUAGAUAGAACGUAUGUAGAAAUGACAAUGGACCUAUAUCUUCAUAUAAAUUGCCUUUUUCUGGCCCGCAAAUCGAUUUUGACAAACAAAUUGGUCAUAAAAAGAUCUGUGCAGUUUUCCCGCCGGUCAGAGAUCGACUCAAGUUUCACUGAAGAUUUUUGCUUUAACUCCUGGAGACGUCAUAGUCGUGUGCUUGUCAAUAUUAAACUCUCAAAUGAUUUUAUGUCUGCCACCAGAUAAGAUGGGCAAUGCAGGUGAUUGUAUAAUGCAGAACGUCUCUAUACAUCAUGUAGCUAUGCAGUUCAAUAGCCACAACAGCUGGGAUUAUCGAUGACUGUCAAUCAUUCUAGUGAUGUGGUGGGCAAUGAGGCUCUUGAGAUAUUGACUUACUGGGUAAAUGAUUGGCCAUAUUCUGGAGGAUUUGGAGGCCAUACUUCCCUCCAUCACUACCUCCACUUCCCCACCAUUAUAGUACCAAGUCAACAUGUUUAUUGCUGCACUGUUGUGAUGUUUCUAAUCUGUUGAUCCUUGGCGCUCGUUACUGAAUUUGCUGAAUGACGCGUAUUUCUAUGUCCCUUUUGACAAGAUGAUGAUGAUGACUACAUGUACAGAGUACAGUUUCUUCAAAUAGUCUGAAUAGUCCUCAAAGAAGAAUAAUGGUAGUAAGUGAUCUCAAAAAGGAGCCUUCUCAUUGGACAAGUUACGGUAGUAGGGCCUACCUCCAUUUUAAAAUAGUUUAACCUGUUGAUUAAUGAACGCAACCCUGGUCCCAAGAACCAUACUGAUCUCUCUAUUUUUUCUUUUUUCUUUUCUUUUCUUUUUUCUUUUUUUCUUCUCUUUUUUCUUUUUCUUUUCUUUUCUUUUCCCCCUAGUGAUACAGGGCAGAGGUGUCCAGUGGAUAACGAGGUACUACGGGAAGACCAGCUGUUCCCAGAUAACUUUGCCAAGCGGGAGAUACUCUCCCUAACGGUCCGCUGCACCAACGUAGGCUGCACUGACAAAAUGGAGCUUCGCCGCCUGGAUGUACGCAUCAUUCCCCACAGACAAUGGCUGACACCUUAGUUCACAUCAGUUCAACCGUGUUGCGAUGUUGAAACCAAAUGAUUAACUCACUCUACCAUCUCACCCUGCCAGGGCCAUGUUACGAAGUGUGAGUUUGCCACCGUGCCGUGCCCGCUGUGCCAGGACGCGGUGUGGAAGAGCAAGCUGGAGGAGCACCAAAGCCAACACUGCCAGCGGAGACCUGUGUCCUGUCCCGACUGUGUGGAGAGCUUUGUUUACGAGGACAGCAAGGUAAGCAUCACUAACUCAUUCAUGCUGAGUGCACUAUCCUGAAUAAGUAAAGAUUAAUUGGAUUUGUAUUUGUAUUUAUUAUGGAUCCCCAUUAGUUCCUGCCAAGGCAGCAGCUACUCUUCCUGGGGUCCAGCAACAUUAAGGCAGUUAUGCAUUUAAAAAACAUUACAAUACAUUCCUAACAGAUUUCACAACAUAUUAAGUGUGUGCCCUCAGGACGCUACUCUACUACCACAUAUCCAUAACACAAAAUCCAUGUGUACAUGUGUGUAUAGUGCAAAUGUUAGCGUGUGUUUGUAUGCAUGUGUCUAUGUUUGUGUUGCUUCACAGUCCCCACUGUUCCAUAAGGUGUAUUUUUAUUUGUUUUUUAAAUCAAAUUUUACUGCUUGCAUGUGUUACUUGAUGUGGAAUAGCGUUCCAUGUAGUCAUGGCUCUAUGUAGUACUGUGCGCCUCCCAUAGUCUGUUCUUGACUUGAGGACUGUGAAGAGACCUCUAGUGGCAUGUCUUGUGGGGUAUGCAUGGGUGUCCGAGCUGUGUGCCAGUAGUUCAAACAGACAGCUCGGUGCAUUCAACAUGUCAAUACCUCUCAUAAAUACAAGUAGUGAUGAAGUCAAUCUCUCCUCCACUUUGAGCCAGGAAGAUUGACAUGCAUAUUAUUAAUGUUAGCUCUCUGUGUACAUCCAAGGGCCAGCCGUGCUGCCCUGUUCUGAGCCAAUUGCAAUUUUCCUAAGUCCCUCUUUGUGGCACCUGACCACACGACUGAACAGUAGUCCAGGUGCGACAAAACUAGGGUCUGUAGGACCUGCCUUGUUGAUAGUGCUGUUAAGAAUGCAUAGCAGCGCUUUAUUAUGGACAGACUUCUCCCCAUCCUAGGUACUGUUGUAUCAAUAUGCUUUGACCAUGACAGUUUACAAUCCAGGGUUACUCCAAGCAAUUUAGUCUCCUCAACUUGCUCAAUUUCCACAUUAUUCAUUACAAGAUUUAGUUGAGGUUUAGGGUUUAGUAAAUUAUUUGUCCCAAAUACAAUGCUUUUAGAUUUUUAAAAAAUAUUUAGGACUAACUUAUUCCUUGCCACCCAUUCUGAAACUAACUGCAGCUCUUUGUUAAGUGUUGCAGUCAUUUCAGUCGCUGUAGUAGCUGACAUGUAUAGUGUUGAGUCAUCCGCAUACAUAGACACUCUGGCUUUACUCAAAGCCAGUGGCAUGUCGUUAGUAAAGAUUGAAAAAAGUAAGGGGCCUACACAGCUACCCUGGGGAAUUCCUGAUUCUACCUGGAUUGUGUUUGAGAGGCUUCCAUUAAAGAACACCCUCUGUGUUCUGCUAGACAGGUAACUCUUUAUCCACAAUAUAGCAGGGGGUGUAAAGCCAUAAAACAUACGUUUUUCCAGCAACAGACUAUGAUCGAUAAUGUCAAAAGCCGCACUGAAGUCUAACAAAACAUCCCCCACAAUCUUUUUAUCAUCAUUUAUCUCAGCCAAUCAUCAGUCAUUUGUGUCAGUGCUGUGCUUGUUGAAUGUCUUUCCCUGUAAGCGUGCUGAAAGUCUGUAAAAUAGCAUUUUAUCUGGUCAAACACAAUUCUUCCCAAAGGUUUACUAAGGGUGGGUAACAGGCUUUAUUGGUCGGCUAUUUGAGCCAGUUAAGGGGGCUUUACUAUUCUUAGGUAAGAGAAUACCUUUUGCUUCCCUCCAGGCCUGAGGGCACACACUUUCUAGUAGGCUUAAAUUGAAUAUAUGGCAAAUAGGAGUGGCAAUAUCGUCCGCUAUUAUCCUCAGUAAUUUUCCAUCCAAGUUGUCAGACCCCAGUGGCUUGUCAUUGUUGCACGACAAUAAUACUUUUUUCACCUCUUCCACACUUACUUUACGUAAUUCAAAAUUACAAUGUUUGUCUUUCAUAAUUUGAUCAGAUAUACUUGGCUGUGUAGUGUCAGCGUUUUGUUGCUGACAUGUCAUGCCUAAGUUUGCUAAUCUUGCCAAUUAAAUCAUCAUUAAAGUAGUGGGAAAUAUCAGUGUGUUUUGUGAUUAAUGAGCCAUCUGAUUCAAUGAAAGAUGGAGCUGAGUUUGCCUGUUUGCCCAACAUUUCAUUUAAGGUGCUCCAAAGCUUUUUACUAUCAUUUUUUGUCAUUUAUCUUUGUUUCAUAGUGUAGUUUCUUCUUUUUAUUCAGUUUAGUCACAUGAUUUCUCAAUUUGCAGUACGUUUGCCAAUCGGUUGAACAGCCAGACAUAUUUGCCAUCUCUUUUGCCUCAUCCCUCUCAACCAUACCAUUUUUCAAUUCCUCAUCAAUCCAUGGGGAUUUAACUGUUUUUACAGGUUUGAAUACCGGUUGCACCGCCUCAGUUAGCUUAGCUAGCAGCACUUUCAAAGAAAAUGUGUGUAAAGUGUCCAUGUUCUCAGUCAGAAACUGUAUUCAUUCUCCAUUUGAGCUCCCCUUUAAUGUUCACUGAAACAAGUAGAUAGACUGACUGUCAUUACUGAAGACUGUCAUGUGACAGCCUUUUGAACAUGUUUGUUUUUGUUGUGUCCUCAGCUUCAUGAGUCGCUGUGUCCCUUUGCCAACGUGGUUUGUCAGUACUGCGGUAUGGAGCUCAUCAGAGACCAGGUGGGUGUGGUGACCUGACGGCUGCCAUUUAGAUUUAGCUAAUGACCAAACCUGUGAUAUGAUGGUGGUGUAGAGCAGGAGUCCUGAUUACUAAACAUAUUAUGGUGGUGUAGAGCAGGAGUCCUGAUUACUAAACCUAUAAUGGUGGUGUAAAGCAGGAGUCCUGAUUACUAAACCUAUGAUAUGAUGGUGGUGUAAAGCAUUAGUCCUGAUUACUAAACCUAUAAUGGUGGUGUAAAGCAGGAUUCCUGAUUACUAAACCUAUGAUAUGAUGGUGGUGUAAAGCAGGAGUCCUGAUGACUAAACCUAUGAUAUGAUGGUGGUGUAAAGCAGGAGUCCUGAUUACUAAACCUAUGAUAUGAUGGUGGUGUAGAGCAGGAGUCCUGAUUACUAAACCUAUGAUAUGAUGGUGGUGUAAAGCAGGAGUCCUGAUGACUAAACCUAUGAUAUGAUGGUGGUGUAAAGCAGGAGUCCUGAUUACUAAAUCUAUGAUAUGAUGGUGGUGGUGUAGAGCAGGAGUCCUUAUUACUAAACCUAUGAUGAUGGUGGUGUAGAGCAGGAGUCCUGAUUACUAAAUCUAUGAUGGUGGUGGUGGUGUAGAGCAGGAGUCCUGAUUACUAAACCUAUGAGAUGAUGAUGAUGGUGGUGUAAAGCAUUAGUCCUGAUUACUAAACCUAUGAUGGUGGUGUAAAGCAAGAGUCUACAACGUGUGGCUCAUGGGCAAAUUUUGGUCUAAUUCACAACCGCUUGCGGCCUACACAAACCUAUGUUUAACGCAAUCGUUUGUGAAUGGUUGUGGACUGCAAAACUUUGCUGGGCGGCAAUGCCUACCUUUCCUCUGAAAAAGUAUCUCUUUGUAACAAGCUUCUACACAGGGCAAGCGAUGUAGGAUCUGACUUAGUGGUGGAGUAACUUUGGCCUGCUUUUGUUUCAGUUGGAGUCUCACUAUGACACAGAGUGUCCAAAGGCUCCGAUCGCCUGUACCUUCAGCACUUUUGGAUGUCGAGAGAUGGUAGGUCACUGAGGUUGAGUAAACUUCAACACUUUCUGAGUAAUUUACCUCCGAUGUUCUGUGACUACUUUGCCUUGUCCAAAACAAACCCCACAACCCAAGGCCGAGAUACCCAAUAUCCACUUUUCGUGGCCUCUGGCAGGACUAGGUAGAGUUUCCACGACAUUGUCUACUCCCAUUCAUCUGAUUCUUUCAGAUCUAACAAAAUAGGGUUUUUAGACCGGACAAGGCUACCAUUUCCAACUUUGGUUCAACACAGUGGCUCUUUAAAGUAUUUUAUGUGCUAUUUCAGAUGCAACGCAACGACUUGGCCCAGCACAUGCAGGAGUUCACUCAGAUGCACAUGCGCUGCAUGGCUGAGUACCUGCACAGCCACAGUCUUACCGGGUACACCCAGCCACCUUCUUCUGAGGACAGAGGGGCUGCCGCUGCGGAGCUGGGGGCACGCGUUGGCGCUAGCGGCGGUGGCGCCCCCUGCCAGUGCUGCGGGGAACUGCAGACCAUGCGGGAGACCACCCAGCAGCUGGAGGGCCGACUGGUGCGGCAGGACCACCAGCUACGUGAGCUGAGCGUUCAGGUGGAACAGAGAUACAAAUUAAUUAUUUCUCAUUGAUGACGUUGAAUUCACUUGUUUCGGUAAAUGCGUCUACAACUAAAGGACCAUUUGUUUUGUAUUGCCAUUAUCCCCCAGGCAGGCCUGGUGGCGGAGCUGCGUCGUAAGGUCACCUCGCUGGAGGAGAACCUAAAGGAGCUGGAGGCCAAGCAGUGCCAAGGCGUGUACGUGUGGCCCCUGGAGGGCUUCUCGGCCUACCUGCGCACCCAGGCUGCCGGACAGCCCGUUGUGGUGCACAGCCCAGGCUUCUACACGGGCCGGCCGGGCUACAAGCUGUGCCUGCGCCUCCACCUCCAAACGCCCUCGGCCCAACGCUGCUCCAACUACAUCUCGCUUUUUGUUCACACCAUGCAGGGUGAAUUUGAUGGGCAGCUGCCGUGGCCCUUCCAAGGCACCAUCCGGCUGGCCGUACUGGACCAGGGGCCUGAGGCCCAGCACCAUGUGGAGGUGAUGGAGACCAAGCCCGACCUGCAGGCCUUCCAGAGGCCCACCAUCCAGAGGAACCCCAAGGGCUUUGGCUACGUCACUUUUCUGCACUUGGUCCAGCUGCAGCAGCGGGGGUUUGUGCACGAUGACACGCUGCUGGUGCGCUGCGAGGUGACGCCGCGCUUCGACAGCGCCCUAAGGCGCGAGGGGGCGGCCAUGCAGCCCAGAGGGCCCGAGGCCUCGCUGUGAGGACCCUUUUAACGUUCAAGCGACGAGGUCAAUCGCCACCAACAUUAUCAGUUUGCCAUUUUCCUGAGUUCUUGUAUCGCACAGACUCAUUGCAUUGGGUUCAGUCAUGACGAACAUCAUGGGAAAGUGUACUGCUCUGUUGUGGGUUUCAUUUCCAACUCCAAAAGGCUUUUCUUUGCUGUAGUUUUUGAGAGUGAUGGACUGGAUGUUGGUGCAACAAGUCGAGAGCUUGGGACUAUAAGGUU